Molecule: messenger RNA, 2429 nt
Organism: Drosophila busckii
Lineage: Eukaryota; Metazoa; Arthropoda; Insecta; Diptera; Drosophilidae
Gene: retm
Product: protein real-time
Exons: 6
Coding region: 241-2217 (658 amino acids)
Cellular component (GO): cytoplasm
Source: RefSeq, a predicted model, not a curated record
AAGCGCAGCGAAUAUUUGUAUCUUUUCUAAAUCAAUCACGUAAACUGUAUAAAACUUAGCUUGACUGUUAAAAUAUCAAAAAAUCUAGUGAACAAAAGGAAAGAUUUUUUAAGAUUGAGUGCUAAGUUAAAGCGCGUUUUAUCGCGCGUCUGUUUGUGUGUGUGCAGCAAUAAAUAAAAAGUGCAAUACAAAAAGAGGCUGAGAAUUGAUUUUUAACCAGUGUGAAGUGGCAAUAGAAAAAUGGUGCAAAAAUUCCAAUCGCCUGUGCGGGUCUACAAAUAUCCCUUUGAGCUGGUUAUGAAGGCUUAUGAGCGUCGCUUUCCCACAUGUCCACAGAUGCCCAUAGUGCUGGACUGCGAGGUGAUUAAGGACGAGUCGCUGGAGAAUGGGGCAAAGCGUAACACGAGUCGAAGAUGCAAAUUGGCUGUGGAUGCGCCCUAUAUCUUCAAAAAGCUCAUUGGCGUCGACUUUGUGUUCUUCCUGCAGCACAACUAUUUGGAUAUGACAAAUCGCACGCUGAGCAUUGAAGCCGUCAAUGAGAGUUUCUCCUCACGCAUCGAGAUCUUUGAGCGUUGUCGCUACUAUGCGCAUCCGGAUAAUUCAGAGUGGACAUGCUUCGAUCAGACGGCCACGCUGGAUAUUAAGAAUUUCUUUGGCUUUGAGCAUUCGAUGGAGAAAAUGGGCAUGAAGCAGUAUACACAGACGACGCUCAAGGGCAAGGAGAUCAUAGAGUUCUUUAUCAGUCAGCUAAAGGAGGAGGGCGUUACACAUGUGGAGCGCUGGGCGCCACCGCUAGAUGCUGCAAAGCCCUCAAAUGCGGAGUCACAUCAUGACAUAUUGCUCGACGGUGAUUUCAUAGCACGCAGCUUGGGUCAGCUGUCGCCCAUGCAGGAGUCCAAGCUGCUGGAGCUGCGAAAAAUGCUCGAUGGUGUCGAUGAUCUGGAGCGCAUGCCCAGUUAUCAGACCAUCUUGCGUUUCUUGUCAGCACGCGAUUGGCAUGUGAGCCAGGCCUAUGCCAUGCUCUGUGAUUCGCUCAAAUGGCGCAGCGAACAUCGCAUUGAUGCUCUGCUGGAGGAAUAUAGUAAACCAGCUGUCGUUGUGGAGCAUUUUCCUGGUGGCUGGCAUCAUCAUGACAAGGAUGGUCGUCCCAUAUAUAUUCUGCGCUUGGGUCACAUGGAUGUCAAGGGUCUGCUCAAGUCGCUGGGCAUGGAAGGAUUGCUGCGUUUGGCUCUGCACAUCUGUGAGGAGGGCAUACAGAAAAUAAAUGAGUCGGCAGAGCGUUUGGAGAAGCCUGUCCUGAACUGGUCCCUGUUGGUUGAUCUGGAAGGUCUUUCCAUGCGCCAUUUAUGGCGUCCAGGCAUCAAAGCUUUGCUCUACAUAACUGAAACCGUGGAGCGCAAUUAUCCAGAGACAAUGGGACGCGUGUUGGUUGUGCGCGCUCCACGCGUUUUUCCCAUUGCUUGGACUAUUGUCAGCGCGUUUAUAGAUGAACACACACGCUCCAAGUUUUUGUUUUAUGGACCAGACUGUGAGCAUAUGCGGGAGGGUCUGGCUCAGUAUAUCGAUGAGGAAAUUGUGCCCGACUUUUUGGGCGGUCCAUGCAAGACCAUGAUACAUGAAGGUGGUCUAGUGCCAAAGACGCUGUAUAAAAUGAAUUCGCUGGAGGAUCAUGACGAUGAGACGCCUGUUGCUUCGCGUGCUGCCUCCGCCUCUGCCGCCAUGGAAGCUGUUAGUCAGGGCAAGCGCUUGUCUGCUGCACAUCAUCAUGAACAUCAAAAUCUGUACAAGACCGUUGAGCUCAAGGCAGGCUUUGCACACGAGCUGCUUAUACGCAAUGCGGAUCCCAAGAGUGUGCUCACCUGGGACUUUGAUGUCAUGCGCAACGACAUGCACUUUACGCUCUAUCGUGUCACCGAGGAGCUGCCCGAUAAGCAGGAUGCUGCCGUUUCGUACUUUGAUCUGCAAGACUUUGUUGAGGGUGUCAACUAUUUUAGGGAAGAGCCUACGCUAAUUUGCCGCCACAAGGAGAGCGUGCAGGGAUCCCAUGUUAUGCAUCACAACGACAGCUAUUUAAUGCACUGGUUCAGUCCUUCAGGCGCUCAAUUGAAUUUGUUCUAUGAAGUGCUCAGCUCGGUUAACUACAAGGGCUCCAUGACUAGCCUGCAGUCCGCAUUCUCUUCGAACUCAUCGGCGGCCAGCUCGUGUCAGAGUCGAUGAUAUGAGAAAAGUGCACAGGGUGGCGUUGACACGCAGGACACAACGACUCCCGGUGCACCAGGCGCAAAAGAGGCGCAGCUGGACUUGGACUUAAUGUCUGGCACACUGAUGGAGAAGAGUUUGAAUCUAUUUGAUACACCAGAUAUAUUUUUUUAAGCCACAACAACAAAUUUGCAAUCUCGUUUUUAAUUUAGCCAAAUAUUUUAGUUUAU